Sesamum indicum (sesame) is the source of this 2389-nucleotide messenger RNA. RefSeq names its product protein NRT1/ PTR FAMILY 7.3. Gene Ontology annotation, cellular component: membrane. Gene Ontology annotation, biological process: transmembrane transport. Gene Ontology annotation, molecular function: transmembrane transporter activity. The record is from RefSeq and is a predicted model, not a curated record. Lineage: Eukaryota; Viridiplantae; Streptophyta; Magnoliopsida; Lamiales; Pedaliaceae.
ACCUUCUCUUCUCCAACUCACCCACAUAUCUAUUUUUUUUCACACACAACACACACUCAUCAUCUUCCAUCUCCCCAUAUAUAUAUAUAUAGUUAGCUAAUUCAGCCAGCCCUUUGUCGUGUCGACUACGAUAACCGAGGAAAAACAUCGACUAUUUUGCAGUGUGUGAUUAGGUGCACAAGGAACUGAUGAUGGAUGUUAAAUGAAGUAUGUACGAAGCGUUUCUCGUUUCGUUGGAGUACAUACGUGUAGAUAUACAGUUUGGAUAUAUAUACGAUCAACGAUGGCGGAGAAGAUCAGCGUCAAAGGCCAAGAAGAAUGCACUCUUGAUGGAUCCGUAGACCGCCAUGGAAAGCCUGCCAUUCGAUCAAGAAGUGGAUCAUGGAGUGCUGGUACUUUGAUACUAGUGAAUCAAGGUCUAGCAACAUUAGCAUUUUUUGGGGUUGGUGUGAAUCUAGUGCUGUUCUUGACCCGAGUAAUGGGUCAAGACAACGCUAGCGCUGCAAACAACGUUAGCAAAUGGACUGGCACUGUCUACAUGUUCUCCCUCCUCGGGGCCUUCCUCAGCGACUCCUAUUGGGGACGAUACAAAACUUGUGCCGUCUUUCAAGUCAUCUUUGUUAUAGGACUCGUGUCGCUAUCGUUAACGUCCUACUUGUUCUUAGUCAAGCCUAAUGGCUGCGGGGACGAAAAGACUCCUUGUGGCUCUCAUUCCACCCUCCAUCUUUCGCUGUUCUACGUGUCGAUUUACCUAAUUGCCCUUGGGAAUGGAGGGUACCAACCUACUAUUGCAACCUUUGGGGCAGACCAGUUUGAUGAGGAGCAUCCUAAGGAAAGCCACUCAAAGGUUGCCUUCUUCAGUUACUUCUACUUGGCCCUAAAUCUUGGCUGCCUAUUCUCAAACACCAUACUCGGAUACUACGAGGACAAGGGAGUUUGGGCCUUGGGCUUUUGGGCCUCUGCUGGAUCUGCUACAGUUGCUUUGGGCUUGUUCCUUGUGGGCACCCCAACGUAUAGGCAUUUCAAGCCCAGGGGCAACCCUUUUUCAAGAUUUUGUCAAGUGAUGGUUGCUGCAUCAAGAAAAUGGAAGGUUGAGAUCCCCUCAAAUGAUGAUCAUUUGUAUGAGGUCGAUGGAAGGGAUCUUACUGAUGAUGCGAGCAGAAAAAUCCUUCACACUCGAGGAUUCAAAUUCUUGGAUAGAGCAGCUGUUAUGACACAAGAAGAUCACAACAUAGAGCAGAAAACCAGCACCCACAACCCUUGGCUUCUUUGCUCCGUCACACAAGUAGAAGAAGUAAAAUGCAUACUCAGACUCCUCCCAAUUUGGCUCUGCACCAUCCUCUACUCAGUAGUCUUCACUCAGAUGCAAUCCCUUUUCGUCGAGCAAGGCGCCGCCAUGAAAACAACCCUGGCCGGCUUCCACAUCCCUCCCGCCAGCAUGUCGAGCUUCGACAUCCUAAGCGUGGCAUCCUUCAUCUUCAUCAACCGUCGGAUCAUCGAACCGAUGGUGGCCAAGAUCCGCAAGUCCGGAGGCCUAACGGAGCUCCAACGGAUGGGCAUCGGCCUCAUCAUCGCUGUAAUGGCAAUGCUGACAGCCGGAGCAGUCGAGCAUUUCAGGUUGAGGUACGCGCAGAAGGACUGCCCUAGAUGUGUCAACUCCAGCAGUUUGAGUAUAUUCUGGCAGGUCCCGCAGUACGUGCUGAUUGGGGCGUCUGAGGUGUUUAUGUACGUGGGACAGCUGGAGUUCUUCAACGGCCAGGCUCCGGACGGGCUGAAGAGCUUCGGAAGUGCACUAAGCAUGAUGUCGAUAUCGUUGGGGAACUACGUGAGCAGCUUGAUCGUGACGAUAGUGAUGAAAGUGUCGACAUCUGAUGAUAUGCCGGGAUGGAUUCCUAGGAACCUGAACAAGGGGCAUUUGGACAUGUUUUACUACCUCUUGGCAGCUCUGACAGCAGCUGACUUUGUGGUGUAUGUUGUGUGUGCAAAGUGGUACAAGUAUACCAGAUUUGAGGAAAGAAGUAGUAGAGGGAUGAAGAAUGAUGAGGUGAGAGUGUAGGUAAUUCUCUUAAGUAUAUUAGUACACUCUUGUCUAGUUCUUUUUUGUAUGUCGGAAUUGGAUUCUUGAGGUUGGUGUUUCUGUGUAGUUGGGAGUUGUGAUGAUGAAUAAGGUAAUAAGGCAAUUGAGAAGAUAUAGAAGGUAAGAACAUAUACUUAGAGUGGUUUUUAUGGGGGAUGAGGGAGGUUGCAAGGAUACUAGAGGAGUGUGAUCAAGUUUGUGUCACUUCUCUAAGUUGAGCAUUUGAUCAUGAGGACUAUAUAUGAUCCUCAAUCAAUGUAAAGAUGUAAGAGGAUUUCAUGAUUAAUUUAAAUUCUACUAAAUUUAUUUACA